GUUUUUGGCGCUUUCUAGAGGUAUAAUAAAUGGUUGAUAAGUUUGUUAGGAAAAUGUACAACAUCGAUCCUGGUAUGAAAAGAAGAAAAUAAACAAGAGUUCGUAAACAAUUAGUUAAAUCAAAUUUACAGGAUGAAAGUGAAGAAAAUUCCUUAAUUGAGGUAUAAUAGAAAGUCACAAAAAAAUAUCAAAAUUAUUUACAUACUCUAAGAAAAAUGGGAGAUUUUGAUUGGACUGAUAUAGAAAAUACAAAUAAUACUAAAGUUAUUUAUCCAAGUAUGCAAUUUCUAAUAUCAAGUUCAAUUUUUGCAAGCAUCAACACUCUAAUUUAUGAUUUCAGCACUUUAUUUUAACUGUGAUCAAGAGUAUCUCUAAUAAUGUCUGCACGAAAUUGAGAAAAUAUUGAAGAAAAAUGAAACAAUAUUUGGGACUUAAAUUUAAGAGUACAUAUCUUGAUUUAAUUAGUGAUUGUAAAAAAUAGAAAAAUAAAAAAGGGUAUGAUGUAAAUGAUGAUAUGUUCAUUUUAGAAAUGAGAAACUAAGGUUCUAAAGAUUUAGAUAAUUUGAUCUUAAACUAAGAGUACAAUGUAUAAAUAUCAUUAGAAUUGAAUUAGAGUGUCUAACAAAAAAAAAUGAAGAAACUAUAUAAUAUUUUGAUAGUUUAGUGCCAACAAUUAGAUAGCAUUUAAAAACAGAUUAGUAAAACAAUCUAUUGAGAGAUAUUGCAGGAUUGACAGAAGCAGAAAAAUAAUAUAUAGAAAAAACAGAAAUGAAAAUCUAAGCAGAUGAUUAAAAUGUGACAGUAUAAGAGACUGGUAAGAAAACAUAAGGAGGAGGAAUACAUUUAUAACCAAAUUUAGAUGAUGCAUUAUGUUAAGUAUGUAAUGAUGGAGAUUAUACUGAUGAUAAUUUGAUUGUAUUUUGUUCUAAAUGCAAUAUAUCAGUCCACUAAAAAUGUUAUUUAAUUGAAAUAAUACCAAAUGAAGAUUGGAUAUGUGAUGUAUGUUAAACUUUUGGACCUAAUGGACAAUAUUUACGUUGUGCAUUGUGUCCUAAAUUAGGAGGAGCUAUGAAAGCUACUUAAAUAGAUUCAUAAUAUUUUUAACAUUUAAAUUAAACUUAUUUUGAAUCUUAAGGAGAAACUAUGAUGAAGAAUGAUAUUGUAUCUAAAUUAUGUAAAAAUUUUAAUAAAUGAAGUUUAAUAAAUUGAUGAUGAUUAAGAACUAUAUUAUGAUUUUGGUAAAUUACCUAAUAGAGAUAUUCGGGAUUUAGAAAAUAAUAAAGAAAUCAAAGAACCUUAACCAUAAAAAGUUUGGAUUCAUUUAUCUUGUUUUUAUUGGUCUCCAGAAUGUUUUUUAGAUGAAAAAUAAGAUAUUCUUAGAGGUGUGGAUAAUAUUAAUGCAAAAAGAUUUUCUCUUAAUUGCACAAUUUGUAAUAUUAAGAAAGCUGGAAUGUGUAUUUAAUGUGCUAGAGGUAGUUGUUCUACUUCUUUUCAUGUAGAAUGUGCUAGAAGAUCUGGAAUAUUUUUAACUCAAACUAUUAUCAAUAAUAAACCUGAUUAUUAGAUCUUUUGCUAAAAACAUGUUCCUCUUAAAGUCAAAAGAAUUUUAGAGUCUAAAUAGAGAUUAUAUGAAAGAGAAAUAAUAGAUUUUUUUAGAGCUUAUGAAAAAUGUAAGUAGAUGCAUAAAAAAUCUGUUUAAAAACCUAGAAAAAUAAAAUCUUUAAAAGAUCAAAAGUUAAAAUAAGAAAAUUAGGAAUAAUCAGAGAAUGAAUUCGAUUUAAUAGAUUUUGCAAAUAAAUUAAAAGAAUUCAUAAAUUAAAUUACUGACUAAUAACUAAUUGUUAAUUUAAAGUUGGAGUAAGGAUAAUAUAUUCUUGAUUCAAUCUCAGGACCUGUUCUUAAACCAUAAAAAUAGUAUAAGCUUACUAGUUUGCCAGAGGUUUAUUAAAAUAAAGUUGACGCAAAUGGUUUAUUAGUUACAUAAUUUUACAAAAGUACAAUUACUGCGACAGAUGAAUUGUGGAAACAUUUUAAGUAUCGAGAUUAUGAAAAAGAUAUUACAUAUAAGAUGUAUGAGAAAUUAAGAAGAAGAGCAAGUAAAUAUAUGUAAGAAUUAAAUCCUUAAAAAAAAUAAGCCAAACUUAUAGAUAUUUUAAUGUUAAAAAAAUAUAAAAAAAAUAAUAAAGCUGAAUAAAAAAAGGAAAUCAUAAUAGAAUAAGUAGGAGAUGAAUAUUUUUAAAGAGAUGAUAAUUUAUAUUGUGUAUGUAGAGGUAAAUUUAAAGAUGGUGAUCCUAUGAUAUGUUGUGAAGUAUGUGAUGAAUGGUUUCACUUUGAUUGUUUAGAAAUUACAAUCCCUUAUGAAGAAGCUUCUUAGAUAGAGUAUAAAUGUUUCUUAUGUAUUGAUGAUUUACCUAAAAAUGAAAGGGCAGCUAUUAAUAAUAUUUAAUCAAAAAUGUUUAAAGAUUCCUCUUUUAAAUUGCAAAGAGAAUUAGCAGAAAAAUGCAAACUAGAUGAACUAAGAAAAUUAAGAAUUAAGGAUAUGCAAGAAAAUAAAUUAAAAGAAGAACAAAAUAUUAGUAUAGAUAAUCCUUAAAUUUAACAAGAAGAGAAUAUUUUGAUAGAAGAACAAUAAAAUAUUUAAGAGAAGUAAUGUAUUUAGGAAGAAUUUAACAUUUUUAAAGAAAAUUAAAUUAAACCAAAUAAUUAGACUUUUGACUAAGAACAAAUUCAAAUUGAAAUGUAACUAGAUGGGAACGAAAAAAAUAAAAAGACUGAUGAUCAUGUUAAAACGCCAAGCAAAACAGAAUCUGUAGAAGAUUAAGAAAAUAAUAAAUUAGAAGUUCCAGAAACUUAAGAAAAAGUUAAUAAUAAUAAAUUUAAACAAAAAUCAAUUAGAGACUAUUUCUAAAAGUUAAAGUGAUUAUAUUUA
Molecule: messenger RNA, 2929 nt
Organism: Paramecium sonneborni
Lineage: Eukaryota; Ciliophora; Oligohymenophorea; Peniculida; Parameciidae
Source: the annotation of a GenBank genome assembly